CCGAAAUAUGUGGAGAGCAGGAGGGAUCUGAGCGUAAUGACAUUGACCCCAGACAUGCCUAUGCAAGAGCGCAGAGGCCUGACUUCCCAAGCUACUCCACUGAUCACCUAAAGACUCCAUUGUCCGCUAGUAUCAAAUACUCCCCCUCCACAGCGAUUUUGGAGAGUUUGCCAGCCACGACGACCUCCUCCUGACCCAACUUCUUCUCAACCCACCACCAGAGCGUACCUUCGUCUUAUUCACGCCAACCCACACGACAACAUCCGUCUCGGACAACAGGGACAUGAACUUCACCUUCGAAAGCACGUCCGAGCAGGAGCCUCAGGAGCCCAGCAGCUACCCUGUUCCGGAUUCCAGCGCAUGGGACAGCCCGCAAGAAAGGCGCCUCAUGCUCCAGCAGUUCCGGAUCCAAGCCCUCCAGCGCGAAGUCCACGAACGCUACGCGCCGCUUCGGCCAUCACCGCUCCGGAACGAGAUAGACCCGGCGGACCUUCCGGACCCUGAGGUUCCCCACCCUCAGCUGAUCGACGCGGGGCUUACCGACGCCGAGCUGAUCGACCCCGGGCUGAUCACCCCCGACCCAACCGACCCCGAGUCAACCGGCCCCGACUCGACCAACCCCAAGUCAACCGACUCCGAACCAACCGACCCCGGACCAACCGACUUCGAGCCAACCGACGACGCGGACAUGGCCAUCUCGUCUAUGGCUGAGAGCGGCGAUUCGGGCUUGGGCGGGUCUGACAGCCCGAGCAGCCCUAGCUCGAGCAGUGACGAACCAGACUACGACUCGGACGAGUCUGACAGUAACCGACAUGGGUCACUUCGACGCAUGGCUGGGGGCGCCAUCAUCUCGCCAGAACCGGAGUAGAGCUUCGGUCUGAUAUUGAUGAUGGAUGACAUGGCCGUGACGGGGGCACACAGGUGUACGGACUUGAACCGCGGGCGGUUCAAGGGGUGAGAAGGGGUGAGCGCGAGAAGGUGCAACUACCUUAGGUAGGUAGCUUAGAAGGAUCUGGGCCCGUUUGAACAGCGCCCAAUAGAUUAUAAUGUUAAUAAUCGCCAUGGA
Molecule: messenger RNA, 1066 nt
Organism: Chaetomium fimeti
Lineage: Eukaryota; Fungi; Ascomycota; Sordariomycetes; Sordariales; Chaetomiaceae
Exons: 3
Coding region: 284-868 (194 amino acids)
Source: RefSeq, a predicted model, not a curated record